Molecule: messenger RNA, 2651 nt
Organism: Lotus japonicus
Lineage: Eukaryota; Viridiplantae; Streptophyta; Magnoliopsida; Fabales; Fabaceae
Product: reticulon-like protein B21
Exons: 9
Coding region: 283-2346 (687 amino acids)
Source: RefSeq, a predicted model, not a curated record
AACUGUAUUUACUUCUUCUUGAGUCCCUUACAUGAAUGAAAUUCAACCAUCACUAGUUAAGAAAGAAAAAGGAAAUAAAGAAAAGUGACCAACCACUCUUUCUUCCUAGUUCCUACAUCUUCUUCUCAUCUCUUUCUCUCUCUCAAUUGUUGCUUUACAAAGGGAUCCCAAUGCUGUUGCACCCCACCAACCGCCAUUGCUUCAGACAGAAGCCUCUUAUCCAUUAUCCACCUAUGACCCCAUCAUCAAAGUACUGAUUACUAGAAGAAAUAUAAAUUGGAGAUGGAAGUGAGUAAAAGAAGAGGAGGAACCAGAGGGAGUGUAGUUGCAGGGUCUGUGUGGGAGAGCAGAAUGAAGAGUGAUGAAGUUAGAGGAGGAUUCAAAGUUUUCAAUGCAGAUGAAAAUGGUGAAGAAGGAGGUGGAAAUGGAGGUUCCAGAUUCAGAAGAACCUCAAUUGGAGCUGGAGGUGCUACUGUUGCUUCUUCUGGGAAGAGGAAAACUUGGAAACCAGAGAGCUCUGUUUCUGAGGGUUUGGAUAAGAACAGGGGGAAAACAGAGAUCCAGAAGAAUUCUGAUGAACAGUGUAAGGAGCUGAGCAUUUCUUCUUCUGAUGGAAAUGGAAUCAUGAAGAGUCCAAUUCAAUCCAGAAAGAAUGGUGCUUCUUCUGCAGAUAAACUUGGGAGGAGUCCAAUUCAGCUCAGGAAGCUGAGAUCUAAUACACAGAAGGGUGUGGCAGAGCUUGGCAGAGAAGGUGCAGGGCAAUUGAGGAAAUCCAAAUCAGAUUCAAUCAAGAACAAUGAUGCUUCUGGGUCUGCUAAUAAUUCAAUUCAAUUGAGGAAGGUGAAAUCUGAGGUGGAUCAGGUUCCAGAUGAAUCAAGCAAUGGGGUUGAUGGAUCGGAUGGUGGGUGUGAGACUGAGAAGAUUGAAGUUGAGGAUGAGGUAUUGAAUGAUGAUGAUGAAAAUUGCAAGGAUUUUGAUGUGUGCCAAGACAAGGUGAUAUCAAGCAAUUCAGACAAUGCAGGUGUGGUCCUAAGUUUACCUGAAUUGUCGGUUCAGGUUGGUGGUGAUUCAGAUGAUGUUUCUGUUGAUGAAGAAGAUGAAGAGUGUGAAGAGGAGGAGAUGGAGGAGGAGGUGGUGGUGGAGGAUGAGGAGAUUGAGAUUGAGAUGGAGGAGAGCUUUGAUGUGAAGGAAAUUAGCAUUCCAGAAUCCAAGGUUGUGAAGGAACCAGAAAAUAGUAAGGUUUCUGUGAAUGAACCAGACAAGAAGAUGGUUAUUAGUGAACCAGAAAACAAGAAAGUUGUCAAUGAACCAGAACCAAAGAAGGUUGAGAAUGAACCAAAACCAAAGAAGAAUGUGAUAGAAUCAGAACCUAAGAAGGUUGUGAGUGCCCACAUGCGAUUUCAUCACAGAAAUGAAAGAAAACCAGUUUCUGUCCCAGUUGCAUUGAAGCCAUCUCCAACAGUUAGAAGGAAUUCCACAAUUUACCAAAAUUUCUCUGAGCCUAAGUCAAUUCCAAAAGCAGAAGAAUACUAUGGUGAUUCAGUUCCACCUUGCUUUCCACAAACUCAAAGCAAACUGCAGAGUCUAGUGGAUUUAAUCAUGUGGAGAGAUUUUUCAAGAUCAACAUUUAUCUUUGGGAUUGGAACAUUCCUUAUAUUCUCAUCUUCUUAUGCAAAGGAUAUCAAUCUCAGUCUUAUUUCUGUGAUAUCCUAUAUAGGCCUUGUCUAUCUUGCAGUUAUCUUCCUCUAUAGAGCCCUAAUUUGCAGGGGAGUCAUAGAAGUAGAGGACUCAAAUUAUGUGCUGAGAGAAGAUGAUGCAAUAUGGAUGCUAAGAUUGAUCCUCCCUUACUUGAAUGAAUUCUUGUCAAGACUAAAAGCCUUGUUUUCUGGAGAUCCUGGCACCACAAUAAAGCUGGCAGUUCUCCUCUUUGUUUUGGCUAGAUGUGGAAGCUUCAUAACUAUUUGGAAGAUGGCCAAAUUCGGCUUCUUUGGUGUUUUUACCGUACCAAAGAUCUGCUCUUCCUAUUCUGCACAGUUAACUGCAUAUGCAAAUUUUUGGAUUCGUCGAUUCCGGGAUGCAUGGGAUUCAUGUACUCACAAGAAAGCCGUAGCUCUUGGAAUCUUUGGACUUGUAUGGAAUUUGUCAUCAGUUGUUGCUCGCAUUUGGGCAGUCUUUGUGCUAUUUGUGGCAUUCAGAUAUUAUCAACAACACUAUCUGGUGAGAGAUGAGUGUGUGGAGGAUGAAGCAGAAUGUGAUGAAACAUGGCAAGAACCAGUUGGAGUUAGACAGAAACAAGGACGCGCAGCAAACAUUGUUGGUACCAAUAAAGUAAAGAAAGGAUUCUAAAGGGGUGUGUUGAUGGUGGUGGUACCACAUUUUUAGCAGGCUUCCCCAGUUGCAUGCACCCUGCCAUGUCCCUCCCUUUAAAGCCUUUUAUUUUUUUUCUUUUCACAUUAAAGUGUCUCUCUUUCUCUCUAUAUAUAUAGUUCUCUGCUGUAAAUUUUCUUUAGUUAUCAUAAAGGUAAAUUUAGUUUAAUUAACAAAUCUGUCAGGGUUCAAUAGGAAAGGGGAAUAAGGGUUUGGACUUUUGUGUUCUUAUAAUUAGCAUUUAGUUAUAGUAAUUUGUUUUAAUCAUGGUGCUAAUUCUCAAA